GAAAAAAAAACACUUUAGCAUGCCAACUAUAACUUCUAUUUUAAUUUAGAUACAUAAAUUUCUAAUCUAUUCUACUCUUUUUCUUUUCUUUCUUGAUAUUGCUGUACCGUACUACAUAGGUACAUGUAAAUAUUGAUUGAGUUCUUUACACCGAAAAUAACCUUAUAACGUCUCUGCACAAAACAGAUAAUUUAAAAAAUAAACAAUAAAAAAAGGGUAUUUUUAAAUUUUCCCCUAUAUAAACACGACUCGUUAAAAACCAAAAUCUUCUUCUUAACUGCUCUGUCCACCCCAAAAUACUCUUAUCAAGGCCAACAAACGAAAUAAAGAAAUCCUUCCCUCUGUGACUUAUUUUUUCUCUUCUUCCUCUUCUCUGCAAACCACACAACUCAUUAUCAACGAAACCCUCGUUUGUUGGCCUCCAAGCCGCCUCGUACUAGUAAAGAAAUUAUCUACAAUAGCGGUCAGUAGUCAGAAAACUUCAUUCAUUGCAAGAUAUUCUUCUUCUUCCCAACGUUCAAGAUAUUCUUCUUCUCAACGUCUUGAGCGGGCAUUCUUGACUUUCAGAGCAUUUAAUACUUGAUGUUUAAGUAGCACAAAUGGAAGUUUCGUUGACGAAUGAUUCGAUUCACUUUAGGGAAGUUUGGAGUGACAAUCUUGACCAAGAGUUUAGAUUGAUACGAGAUAUAGUGGAUGCUUACCCUUAUGUAUCUGUGGAUACUGAGUAUCCCGGAACCGUUGUGGAGCCUAUCUCCUGGGAGAACAGAGAAUAUGAAAAUAUGAAGACCAAUGUGAACCUCACGAAGUUGAUUCAAGUCGGUUUUACAUUUUCUGACGAGAAUGGAAACCUUCCCACUUGUGGGACUGAUAAAUACUGUGUUUGGCAAUUCAAUUUCUGCGAGUUUGUUCUUGACCGGGAUCUCUGUGCCAAAGCUUCCAUUAAUUUGUUACGGCGAUCUGGCAUCGAUUUUAUGAAGAACAAUGAAAAGGGUGUUAGUUGUAUUAGUUUCGCUGAGUUGCUAAUGUCUUCGGGGGCAGUGCUGAAUGAUGAGGUGCACUGGAUUACAUUCCAUGGUAGUUGUGAUUUUGCAUACCUGCUAAAGCUCCUUACUGGGAAAAAUCUUCCAGAUACAGAGGCGGGUUUCUUUGAAUUGAUCAGAAUUUACUUCCCUAAGCUCUAUGAUAUCAAGUAUCUAAUGGGACUCCGACGUGUAGAAGGUGGUUUGAGCACGAUUUCGUCGAUUCUUGGAGUGCAAAGAAUUGGUACGAGUCACCUAGCUGGCUCCGAUAGUUUGCUCACUUGCUGCACAUUCAUGAAAUUUAGAGAGCUAUUGGGAAUUUCUCAGGAACAAGUAGGAAUAUUACACGGUUUAGGAGUUGGACGUUUGAGACGAUAAAAUAGUACAAUACUCCUUUAAACAACACAAACAUUUAUGAAAUUAUUGUAGAAACUAAAUAUAUGCAAAAGAAAAUUCUUUAGUA
Messenger RNA from Humulus lupulus (European hop), 1482 nucleotides. RefSeq names its product probable CCR4-associated factor 1 homolog 7. The coding region runs from base 600 to 1397 and encodes 265 amino acids. Gene Ontology annotation, cellular component: CCR4-NOT core complex; CCR4-NOT complex; P-body. Lineage: Eukaryota; Viridiplantae; Streptophyta; Magnoliopsida; Rosales; Cannabaceae. The record is from RefSeq and is a predicted model, not a curated record. The transcript is spliced from 2 exons. Gene Ontology annotation, molecular function: poly(A)-specific ribonuclease activity; nucleic acid binding.